AUGGGCUACUAUACGUUCAGAUGGCCUCGACAGGCACAGGAAGUGGUCGUCACCGGCACCUUUGACCGUUGGUCGAAGAGCGUCAGGCUCGACAGGACGGACGGCGGCUUCGCAAAGGAGCUUCACCUCCCAGACGACGACGACAGGAUCCUCUACAAGUUCAUCGUCGACGGAACGUGGCACACUGACCCUGCUGCGUCCCAAGAAGAGACCGACAGAGACAACAACGUCAACAGCGUCCUUCUCUCCAAGGACCUCUCGCCCACUCCUGCCGCAACCGCCACCAGCCCCAACGCCUCAGCCGCUGUGAUGUCUGGUGUCGCCCCUGAGUCGACCACCGCCGUUCCCAAGGAGCCUGCAGCCCACGAGGCCACCAUCUCCACGGCUGCUCCCGAGUCCACCACCGCCCAGCUCGCCAAAGAUGUGCCCCUGGAGAAGACCCCAGGCACCUUUCCAGAGACGCCGAUGGACGAGGGCGAGGUUUCGGUGAACCCUCUGCCCGCAACGGGAACGGUUGGUAACCCGGUCAAGGUAGCUCCGGGCGACAAGCUGCCGGAGUCGAACAACGUCACCUCCAGCAACCUCAACUCGAACGUCACCACCGACAAGGCAGGCUACGAGAAGGAUGCCAGCGAUCCAGCCAUGGCAGCAGCGGACGAGCAGCGGAAGGAGUUCUCCGUCAACCCUCUGCCCGCCACCGGGACGGUUGGAAACCCGGUUAAACUCUCGCCCGGCGAAAACGUGCCAGAGUCAAACAACGUCACCUCCAGCAAUCUCGACUCGAACGUCACCACCGACAAGGCAGGCUACGAGAAGGAUGCCAGUGACCCCGCCAUGGCCGCCAUGGCGGCGGCAGAUGAGCAGCAGAAGGAGUUCUCCGUCAACCCUCUGCCCGCCACCGGGACGGUUGGAAACCCCGUCAAGCUCGCUCCUGGCGAGAAGGUGCCCGGAUCAAACGACAUCACUUCCAGCACUCUCGACUCCAACGUCACCACCGACAAGGCAGGCUAUGAGAAGGAUGCUAGCGACCCUGCCAUGGCCGCCUUGGCCGCACAGCAGCACCAACACGACCAGAAGAACACCUACUCCGCCCUCCCCGUCGACACUGCACCCAAGUCCAAGUCUGCCGGGCCCAACGACAACCCAACCAUCCAGUCCUCCGCCCCCCAGGCCACCACGGCCGCUCUUGCAGGCGCGGUUCCCCUCGAAAAGGCCCGCAAUGCUGUAGAUAGCACUGCCCAGUAUGAUCCUGAAGUCCCCGCCAAGCAGGUGCCCGACCUCGUCAAGGAGUCCAUGAGCAAAGCUCACACAGACUCCGAGGCUGCCUGUAUUCCCGAGAUGGUCAAGGAGAAGAAGGAGCUCGAGCAGGAGCUGCUCGACGAAGUGCCGCCAGCUACCGGCGGUGGUCAGCCUGCUCCCACCACUUCAGCCGCCCUGGCGUCAACUGCACCGGCAGCAACCGGCAGCACCACCACCAAGCCAGUGCAGAAACAAGACGACCACCAUCCAGGGACAGGAGACAUAUCUCCCAAGUCCCAUGAGCCAGAUGCCCCAGCAGGAGGCGAAGGGCCCAUCGCCACCGGCAUGACCGCGUCCCAGGUCCCCUCCGCACCCACGGAGCCGCCAAAGGAGACUCCACAGGUCACAACCGGCCCUGCCACCAAAAGCAUCCCUGAGACCUCAGGUGUACCUGAACGAAAGCCGGUCGAACCCAAGACCACUGCCACCGCUACCGCCGGCGCUCCUUCAGCCCAAAAUGGCACAACCGACACCGCCGAAACCCUAGACAAGAAGAAGAAACACCGUCUCAGCGGAUUCUUGCACAAAUUGAAGGAGAAGUUUGCCUAA
Microsporum canis CBS 113480 is the source of this 1848-nucleotide messenger RNA. RefSeq names its product extensin. The transcript is spliced from 3 exons. The record is from RefSeq and is a predicted model, not a curated record. Lineage: Eukaryota; Fungi; Ascomycota; Eurotiomycetes; Onygenales; Arthrodermataceae. The coding region runs from base 1 to 1848 and encodes 615 amino acids.